Messenger RNA from Maylandia zebra (zebra mbuna), 6767 nucleotides. It is a transcript of the gene plxnd1, whose product is annotated as plexin D1. Gene Ontology annotation, molecular function: semaphorin receptor activity; protein binding. NCBI's taxonomy places the organism in Eukaryota, Metazoa, Chordata, Actinopteri, Cichliformes, Cichlidae. The record is from RefSeq and is a predicted model, not a curated record. Gene Ontology annotation, cellular component: plasma membrane; semaphorin receptor complex. Gene Ontology annotation, biological process: regulation of cell shape; negative regulation of cell adhesion; positive regulation of axonogenesis.
AGCACGACUCGCUUAUCGCGUCACUGUGGGUUUAGGCGUUGAGCAGGAAACAGUCUUUCCUCUCGGGUUGUCGCAGUAGGAACAAACACACAUUUUUGUCUUUGCUCAAUGCACCCCUCGGCACAGAACACGCGGAAGCCGGUCAGAAGGAAAAAUGCCUCCUUCGAUAGAGAUAGCCGUCCUGCUUCUCGGCGUCCUGGCUUUGGAGACGCGCCGGAGUGCCAGCGCGCUGCACAUCCAACAGGCUUUCGCGUCUCCAAAUCAGACCAAUAACUUCGUGGUGGAUCCAGUGUCCAGAAAAGUCUACCUGGCUACCGUUAACACAAUUUACCAGCUCAAUGGGACCUUGACAGCUGAAGUGGAGAAGAGGACUGGACCGGUGGAGGACAACCUGUUGUGCCAUGCGCCACAGCUUCCCCAGGCUCCCUGCGAGCAUCCCAAAUCCCUCACUGACAAUUACAACAAGCUCCUGAAACUGGACCGGGAGCAAGGGAUCGUGGUUGCGUGCGGAUCUGUGUAUCAAGGCUUCUGUGAGCUCAGAAAAAUGGAUAAUAUUUCAGAAAUAGCGGUGGAGUUCCCACCCCAGGGUGAGAAGACUGUUUUCCCCAGCAUGCUGAACAUCGCUGCCAAUCACCCGAACGCAUCCACCGUGGGGCUCAUCUUCAAAAGCCACGGGGGAAACACCCGGCUUCUGGUUGGGGCGACAUACACAGGGGCUGGAACUCAGUUUUUCCCCAAAAACCACAGCAAAGAAGAUCUGCGUUUUGAAAACACCCCGGAGAUCGCCAUCCGCUCCUUGAACAUCAAGGAUUUAUCCAGACUUUUCACCUAUGACAUUAACCCUUCCGAGGAUAAUGUAUUCAAGAUCAAACAAGAGGUUAAAACCAAAAAUAAACUAAGCUUCGUACACGCGUUCAUCCAGAAGACUUACUCAUAUAUUGCCUUCAAUAAUGAUGCGAAAAUGGGCCACAAGGAGAGCCAGCCCAACAGCAUCCUCGCGAGGAUAUGCCUGGACACCGAGAACCCCCGAAAAUCCACCGGGCCAGAGAGCAGGAAGCUCACUGAAUCCUACAUCCAGAUGCCUUUACAGUGUGGAUUUAACGGGAACUUUUACAACCGGGUGUUGUCCGUGUACCCCACGGAGAUCCACGCAGGUGAUGGGAAAAGCCCCGAGCCAUACUUGUUUGGAGUGUUUUCUAAGGGAGACAGAAAGUCUGCACUUUGCGCUUUCAAGUUUGGAGACAUCGAGGAGGAGAUACGGCAAGGCCGCAGGAACUGCUCAAACUCUCCCAGCAGCGACGUUCAGGUGCUGGACAGUGUGAUACAGGGCUCCGGUUCAGCCUGCAUCCAGAAGGGAAACCUUGUGUUGCAGCCCGAGCAGCUGGACUGCGGUGCAGCCCACCUGCAGCACCCACUGGCAUUACAAAGACCCCUUAGGGCCAUUCCUCUGCUUGAAUACCCGGGUCUCAGUUCAGUCUCUGUGGACAACGUGCAAAACCACACCGUGGUUUUUCUGGGAACCAGUAAUGGACGACUUCGUAAGCUGACUCUGCUACCGAACAUGACCACAGCCAAUCAGUGGAUGCUGAAGCUGCGAGCCAACGAAGCAGUACACCACAUCAUGACCUUCGAUCCCAACGACAGCAACUUUCUUUAUGUCAUGACCUCUCAUCAUAUGCUGAGAGUAAAAGUGGCAGAUUGUGAUCAGUGGAAGAGCUGCAGUGACUGUUUGGGAGCAGGUGACGCCCAUUGUGGUUGGUGCACACUGGAGAAUAGAUGUACCAUCCAGAAGGAGUGCGCUCAGGGGCUGCUGGCCCGUUCUUGGAUCAGCAUGGGUGAAGGCCCCCAACAGUGUCCUUCCAUGACCCUGACACCCGCUGAGAUUAGCAUCUCGGCAGACAUCAAGGAUGUUGGCAUCUUGAUAAACGGCAGCGUUCCUGAUCUGAUUGGUUCCCGGGUGGAGUGUGAAUACGAGCCGGGGGUUUCUACAGUCGCCACGGUGCACCUGGACUCCGGUCCCUCUCAGAUCCAAACCUGCCCUCUCCUCCCUCGAAAAAGCUAUCAACCAAUCCUCCCCGGCAAAGAUCACCUGACGGUUUCUGUGGCGAUAAAAGUAAAUGGCACAUCUGUGGUAUCUGGGAGCUUCAUCAUCUAUGACUGCGAGAGGACUGGAAAAAUACAUCCGAAGACACCAUGUAUGAGCUGCCUGAGCACAAGGUGGAAGUGUUACUGGGACCAAAACAAGCACCUAUGCGUCUCCAGUAAAGAUGACGCGAAUCAAAACCUGCUUGAGAAUGCCGCUUCCUGCCCCAGCCUGGUUUCCUCUGAGGUUCCUCCAUCGCCAUCAGGAAUGGUCCAAGACUUCACGUUAUCCCUCAGCAACAUCCAGGAGAAUGAGAAGCUGGAGUGUGACUUUGGAACAGAGCAGCGAUAUGAGGCCACAUGGCUGAACAGCACGACUGUCAAGUGUAGUGGAGUGACGCUUUCCACUAAUCAGAGGAGUCAGAUUUACCACCUUAACCUGAGGAGGCGAGGAGCCUUUAUCAGACAUCGAGAGGAUGUAUUCAUUGACAGCCCCCAGCCUAUGAAAGUGGAAGUGUACAACUGUGGUGUGGGUAGCUCGGACUGUUCCCAGUGCUGGGGUCGGGAGGAUCAGGGACACCUCUGUGGCUGGUGUGACAGCAUCUGCAAGCCAAGGGAUGAAUGUCAGCCAAUCAGGGAUCAGUGUCCUAAUCCUGAGAUCCAUGAGAUUUCCCCUCUAAGUGGUCCAGUGGAAGGAGGCACCCUGCUGACAGUUCAGGGCAGGAACCUGGGCAGGAGGGCUAAAGCAGUGAGAGUCUCUAUAGGAGAUGUGAACUGUACUCUGCUGCCUCAGUUCUACACUGUCUCCACAGAGCUGGUGUGUGUCACUGGGAGGGCUGCAGAUAACAGGAGCGAUAUUGUCCAAGUGGAUGUGGAGCAGAGUGGGAUGGGGAAGUCAAAGGAGACCUUCUCAUAUUUAAUCCCAAAGCUACUGUCCAUGGAGCCGGAGCGGGGCUUGCGUGCUGGAGGAACCAAAGUGACCAUCAAUGGGGAACACCUUAACAUUGGAUCUGAGGUUAAAGUCAAGGUCAACACAACACAGGAAUGCAUUAUCACUAAGAAAACAGCUCGAACAAUUGAAUGCAUCAUGCCUCCUGCCUCACAGGCACACACUGACCCAGUAACAGUGUGUGUAGAGUUUGAGAACAAAACUUGUGAGGGUCCAGAGCUUAGCACCACAUACACCUAUGAGAGGAACCCCACUAUCACCUCCAUCCACCCCAAAAUGAGCUUCCGCAGUGGUGGCAGGAACAUCACAGUGACAGGCCAGGGUUUUGAUCUGGUACAGAGUGUCACCAUGCAGGUGGUGGGAAUUGGACAUUCACAGUGUGAAGUGCUCACCCCCUCCACAAUUGCCUGCCGCUCUCCUCCAUCCAACCAAUCCCAGCCGACCUCAGUGCAGUUCUUGCUGAAUGGAGUCCUUUACACGAAUGACAGGCCGCCUUUCUCGUCUGAUACCGAUGACGAAGAAGAAGAGGAGGAACCUCACAUAGGUCACUUUCCCUUGGAAUAUGUGGAGGAUCCUCAGUUCUUCACCGCCAACAAGGAGAAGCUAAUCAAACACCAUUCAGGGGAGCAGCUGACACUCAUCAUCAAUAAAGUACCAAGCGAUCUGGAGCUGAUGCCGGAGGAAUACUCAGUGAUGAUUGGCUCCUAUCCCUGCAACAUCACUUUUCACAAUGACCAGCUGUUCCACUGCACUAUCAACGGACUAUCCAGCUCCAGCGAAAGGGAGCUUCCUGUCUUUGUGCAAGUGGGGAACUUUCGACGCAAAGUUGCCACAGUGCAGCUCGGCGGCAGCGAGAUGGCCAUCGUGGUAUCCAUUGUGGUGUGCUGUGUGCUGCUGCUGCUGUGCACUGUGGCUCUGGUAGUGUACUGCACAAAGAGCCGAAGGGCAGAACGCUACUGGCAGAAAACGCUACUCCAAAUGGAGGAGAUGGAGUCCCAGAUCAGAGAGGAGAUCCGUAAAGGCUUUGCAGAACUCCAGACCGACAUGACAGACCUGACCAAGGAACUGAAUCGCAGCCAGGGCAUCCCCUUUUUGGAGUACAAACAGUUUGUCACACGCACCUUCUUCCCCAAGAUGUGCUCAGAUUACGAGAAAAGUCUGGUCCAACCUGUCUACGAGAAUGAUGCUCUGGGGCCUCGAGCUUUACCAGAGACCCACCCGCUGCUGCAGGAUUGGCAGGCCACCAACACAACAAGGCCUAACAUAGAAGAGGGCAUCACUCUGUUCUCCACUCUCCUCAACAACAAACACUUCCUGAUCACGUUCGUCCAUGCCCUGGAGCAGCAGAAAGACUUUGCUGUGCGGGACAGAUGCAGUCUGGCGUCCUUGCUCACCAUCGCCCUCCAUGGCAAGCUGGAGUACUACACCAGUAUCAUGAAAGAUCUGCUGGUGGACCUGAUUGAUGCGUCGGCUUCCAAAAACCCCAAACUAAUGCUUCGCCGGACUGAGUCCGUAGUGGAGAAAAUGCUAACCAACUGGAUGUCCAUCUGCAUGUAUAGCUACCUCAAGGAAACAGUGGGUGAGCCUUUUUUCCUGCUGCUGUGUGCAAUCAAGCAGCAGAUCAACAAGGGCUCAAUAGACGCCAUCACAGGAAAAGCCCGCUACACCCUCAAUGAGGAGUGGCUGCUACGUGAGAAUAUUGAGGCCAAGCCACAGAACAUCAACGUGUCCUUCCAGGGCUGUGGCAUGGACUCCCUAUCUGUCAGGGUCAUGAACACAGACACGAUCUGCCAAGUUAAGGAAAAAAUCAUUGAAGCCUUUUAUAAAAACCUCCCAUUCUCCCAGUGGCCUCGGGCCGAGGAUGUCGACCUGGAGUGGUUUGACUCAGGCAGCAACAGUAAGCUUUUGCAGGAUCUAGACAACUCCUCAGUGAUGGAGGACGGCCGAAAGAAACUCAACACAGUCUUCCAUUACCAGAUCCCAGAGGGGGCAUCGCUGGCCAUGAGCAUGCAAGACAAGAAAGAGAACACCCUGGGGAGAGUUAAAGAUCUGGAUACUGAGAAGUAUGUACACUUGGUGCUACCUCACGAUGAGCUAAUGGAGAACAAGAGGUCACACAGGCAGAGUCAUCGCAAGAAAGUCCUGCCUGAAAUCUACCUGACACGCCUGCUGUCUACAAAGGGAACUCUUCAGAAGUUCUUGGAUGACCUCUUUCAGGCCAUCCUCAGCAUCCCUCCAGACCGCCCUCCUCUGGCUGUUAAAUACUUUUUUGACUUCCUGGAGGAACAGGCUGACAAACGGGGCAUCACAGACCCAGACACCCUGCACAUUUGGAAGACCAACAGUUUACCGCUGCGGUUCUGGGUAAACAUCCUGAAGAAUCCUCAGUUUGUGUUUGACAUUGAUAAGACAGAUCACAUGGACGCAUGUCUAUCUGUCAUCGCCCAGGCCUUCAUCGAUGCCUGCUCCAUUUCUGACCUGCAACUAGGCAAAGACUCGCCUACCAACAAGCUGCUGUAUGCCAAGGAGAUCCCAGAGUAUAAGAAGAGAGUGCAAUGCUAUUACCAGCAGAUACAAGACAUGCCACCCCUCAGCGAGCAGGAGAUGAAUGCUCACCUGGCUGAGGAGUCACGAAAAUACAGAAAUGAAUUCAACACCAACCUGGCCUUGACAGAAAUCUACAAAUAUGCCAAGAGAUACAGAAACCAGGUGGUGAACGCUCUGGAGUCGAACCCCACUGCACGUCGCACUCAGCUGCACCACAAGUUUGAGCAGGUCAUUGCCCUUGUGGAGGACAACAUCUAUGAGUGCUGCAGUGAAGCCUGAACCUGCCAAUAUCUUCUGCUCACAAUCUCUUCCUCCUGCUGCCAACUGCCUUUCUCCCACUUACGUGGUUACUUGGGAAUGUCGGUCACAGGAGUUAUCCGUCUUAAGUGUUAUUAUUCUUCAAGCAAACUGUUACCAGGAUGGAAAGCGACAGAGCAAAGGAUUCAAACCUGCCUGUUAAGCAUCAUACAUUUGCAAAGUAUCCCUCCUUUCUUGUGGGGAUGCCAAGAAAUUUUCCCAAAUAUUAAUCCAUGAAACAGACGCAGUUCCGACUGGACUCUACUAAGCUUUAGAGGGAAUGUGUGGGAGCUCAGAGAUGGGGGUUUUGGGAUGUCUUUACAGUUACUGGGACCUACAGUUCGCCCUGGUGGCAACCUUAACGCACUGAACCCUUUUCUGAAGGGAACAAGCCAAUGAUGCACUGUACUGUAAUAUAAUGUCCAUAGCAAUAUUUAUAGAUGUGUUAUAAUGCUUUCAAGUGGCCUGUUCAUCAGGAUUAGUAGGACCAUGAUAAACUCCUCUCAUCUCCUAAAGCCUGCAACGUUCUCAGGUGUGAUUGGUGAAGAUGGGCGUUGGACUUUCAUUGGUGCUUUCAACAAUAUGUCCCAAUGUGCUUCGCAGGUUGAUGACGGGUUGCGGAGGAGUGGGGCGACGAAUAUAAAUGACUGAAAUUUAUGAAAUCAAAUGUAAUGUAGUUCACUGGGAAGAGCUGCAUCAGUAUAUAAGUGUUGAUCUGUGUGCUUGUCAAUGAAUGGUAAUCAUGUUGGAUUCUGAUCAAAUUUAAAAGAGGGAAAUUUACAUUUAAGAAAAAAAAAAGUGAGCUCAAUAUAAUCAGAGGAGAGACUGUAUUUGUGAUGCCAAAUGACUUGUCAGAGUUUGUGAAAUAAAUUACAGUAUUUAGGAUUUUAAA